CGUCACCCUGCUGCUUCACACACCCAUCUACAGCAUGUCGAAGGAACAGGGUGAGUUCCAGGUUACUCCACGGGGGUCUGAUCACUGGAAGUGAUGACUGCAGGACUCUAAGCGUCACAUCGAAUGUUCAUCGGCGGCUGGACAAGGAGCCGACAUGUUCGUACUGCGGGGUGUGUAUCUUCAGGAAGAUCUUCUGCUUUGUGUGUGUCACAAUGCUUCUGGUUUUCAGUCUGUACACCGCGGUACCGUACUGGUACACAGAGUAAGAGCUCUAACAGCUCUCUCUUCACUUCAUUAUCGUAUUUCUUACAAAUGUGGAAAUGAGUGUGUUACGUACCGAGAGCCUCCAGGUCGUCUUUGUGAUGUUCGCAGCACUUUGUGUCAAAUCCGGUAGAACAGCUGAACAAGUGUAUGGAUUAAUAGGAAAAGAGGCUCAACUGGAUCCGAAAGAGACUGAAACCAUCAAUAGGAUCACAUGGAAGAAAGAGAACAACAAAAUAGUCGAGUGGAUCGAGAAUCCAAAACCACACAGGUAUUCCAGAUGUUUGACUGAAGACCAGUGUAACCUGAAUAAGUCAACUGGGGUGCUGAUAUUGAAAGGGUUAAAACGAGAAGAUAAAGGACGAUACUUUUCCGAAAUAAACAGUAAAGGACCCGCAAAGGAAUUUGAGCUCAUUGUACUCGAACCUGUGCCCAAACCUCGAGUCGCCAGAGACUGCAGUUGGACCCAGUGCAUCCUGGCCUGUGUGGGAGAGGAGAGUAAUCACACCAAAUACUCCUGGAAAGAGAACGACAUAACUGUAAAGGAGGGAAACAUCUUGAUGGUGGAGAAGAGUGGAGAGCAGAGUAAAAGUUACACCUGUGUGUUCAGUAAUCCUAAGAGUGAGGAGCACAGUGACCCGGUCAGUGUGAUGGACGUAUCUCCAGGUUCUUCCGUUGGACUGAUAGUCUUUUUCAUCGUUGGAGCAGCUGAGUUCCUGAUCCUCAGUCUAGUGGCCGUCAUUAUUUGAUGUUUAAAACAAAAUAAUUCCUAGGUCAUUAAAGCCCAUUAUUCCAAAAAAAUACUGAUAUCUGAGCAGAAUUAAUACACAGGUACCAUGACAUGAAAGUUCAGGACCUGUUAUCUGUCACAGAGGUCUGUUGCUUGUACCUUCAGUCAAAGUGUCCCUCAGCAGAAGGUCAUGUGUGUCAGUGAUGUUGGACCGGAGCGACUGCUGAGAGCAGAAGCACAAAGAGUCCAGUUCCUCCAACAGUGUUUCAUAGCUACACGUCACAUCAUUGUGUCCAUUUCAAUGCUUCUUCAGGGUUACGAGUGAAUUCCUAGUUGAUGGUCCUGCCUGUGAAGUUCUGCUCUCUGCUUCACGUCACACUUUCAGUGCCUGCUGUUGAACUUCUCUCAUUGUCUCCAGGAUAAUAUAUUUGGCCUCAAGAAUCCUGAGCAAUAAAGAAAAAAGCUGUUUGUG
Scleropages formosus (Asian bonytongue) is the source of this 1463-nucleotide messenger RNA. RefSeq lists its product as uncharacterized. Lineage: Eukaryota; Metazoa; Chordata; Actinopteri; Osteoglossiformes; Osteoglossidae. Gene Ontology annotation, cellular component: membrane. The coding region runs from base 321 to 1010 and encodes 229 amino acids. The transcript has 5 exons. The record is from RefSeq and is a predicted model, not a curated record.